This is a messenger RNA of Morchella sextelata, 330 nucleotides long. RefSeq lists its product as uncharacterized. Lineage: Eukaryota; Fungi; Ascomycota; Pezizomycetes; Pezizales; Morchellaceae. The transcript has 5 exons. The coding region runs from base 1 to 330 and encodes 109 amino acids. The record is from RefSeq and is a predicted model, not a curated record.
AUGCUCGGACUCUUUUUCACCGGACAUGUUCACGAACCAUCACUCGAGUCAACUCUAUCAUACCUAGUGCCGAAGUGCCCACGUGGGGAUGCAAAGAAUCUUAUUUCCUCACGGAGAUUGAAAACUUUUAACAAGCGGAACAUCUGGAUAGAUGGCCGAGUGGUUAUGGCGCUAGCUUCAGGUGCUAGUGGGGCAACCCGCAAAACUUAUUCCCUCGUCCAGUUUAGGUCUGCCAAGCGCUCUUCUUUUUGGUACAACCACCCUCCUCCUUUAGCUUAUCUUCCUCCUGUGAUUAAUGUGUCCUCAAAUUACUAUCUCUCCGGGAUUUAA